Podarcis raffonei (Aeolian wall lizard) is the source of this 2115-nucleotide messenger RNA. It is a transcript of the gene TSPAN18, whose product is annotated as tetraspanin 18. The coding region runs from base 386 to 1129 and encodes 247 amino acids. The record is from RefSeq and is a predicted model, not a curated record. Gene Ontology annotation, cellular component: membrane. The transcript has 11 exons. Lineage: Eukaryota; Metazoa; Chordata; Lepidosauria; Squamata; Lacertidae.
CCGGUCUCUCGGCUCCUGGGAAAGUUACCUCAGCUGCUCUGAAGAAGCUGCCGACGCCGAGGAAGGCGAGCCAGCGCGGCUGGGCUGUCUCCCGCUGCUCCGAGGAAAUUAGUUGUGAGAAAAGAUCGAGGGGGAAAUAGGAAGAUAACUGCAAUUCCAGUGGAAGGAAAGGAAGUCAUCACCAGGGCACAAGGUCACUGAAUGCACAUGUUGCUGUAGGUUGCUGGUGUUUCAUCCUCCUGUUCAAGCCUGAUAGCCCCCAUAAAACAAAACUAAGGACAAGCUUGGCCAAUAAAAUAUACAUGGGACGUAUAAAACAUUAAAGGUCAAAAGAAACAUUCCAAGAGCUGAAUAGGAUUAAUUGGAUUGUGCAGCCUGUACAACCAUGGAAGGAGAUUGUUUGAGCUGCAUGAAGUAUCUGAUGUUUGUCUUCAAUUUCUUCAUUUUUCUGGGUGGUACAUCUCUACUGGGAGUUGGAAUAUGGGUCAUAGUGGAUCCCACAGGAUUCCGAGAGAUAGUGGCUAGUAAUCCUCUGCUCUUCACGGGGGCAUACAUCAUGCUGGCGAUGGGAGCAAUGCUCUUCUUGCUGGGGUUCCUUGGCUGCUGUGGAGCCAUCCGCGAGAACAAAUGCCUCCUUCUCUUUUUCUUCAUGUUUAUUUUGCUAAUCUUCCUGGCAGAACUCUCAGCUGCAAUCCUGGCUUUUAUCUUUAGAGAAAAUUUGACCAGAGAGUUUUUUACAAAGGAACUGAAGAAGCACUAUCAAGGCAACAAUGACUCUGACGUCUUCUCUUCCACCUGGAACUCGGUCAUGAUCACAUUUGGCUGCUGUGGUGUCAAUGGUCCAGAAGAUUUUGAAACUGGCCCUCGUCUUCAUCCCCUGUAUUCACACGGUGCAAUUCCUGAAGCUUGUUGCCGACGGGAAGUCCAAUCUCGUAAUGGAGCAUUCAUCAACAAAGAAGAGUGUCUCAGGGGUAAUGAUAUGUAUCAAAACCAACAGGGCUGCUACACUGUGAUACUUAACUCCUUUGAAACGUACGUGUACCUUGCAGGAGCUCUUGCCAUUGGUGUAUUAGCCAUCGAGCUGUUUGCCAUGAUCUUUGCCAUGUGCCUCUUUCGGGGGAUCCAGUAGAAAGCUUUCCAUGACCAGCUGAGCAUUUUCCGACUACACGCUUUGAAGAAAGGAAAGAGAGAAGAUGAACUUUUGUUUUUUGGCUAACAAAGGGGGGGGGAGGACUGUAAUAUAUGAAUGACCAAAAGGAUUGUACUUCAGGGGCUGGAACUUUGAGGUGCUGUGCACUAUGUUGUCAUUUCCCAGGACCGCCAUUCAUCAGAAGCCACACACACUGGGUUGCACUAGGGGCCUACGAGACAGGAAGGGAGUGAGUUCUGGUGGUCUCCAUGAAGCAGGAUGCUGCGUGGGACUCACAUCUUUAACAUGAUUGUGCUACAUCAAUUGGUGAGAAAGUGAAGGAUGCCCUCCCCCCAAAUAUAAGUAGGAUCUGGAUUCAGCAUCCAAAGGGAACUGCUCAGCCAAAGCAUUGUGACGGACACAGGUCAGGCCAGUUUUAAACAACAGUCCUCAGUCAAGAUGGGCAGAAAACUAUCACCUGAAAUAUCAAGAUACUUCAAGCUUUCUUGUGUCGUGAGGAAUUGAUAAAUUCCUUCACCUGGAAACAUAUAGGAGGAGCUGAGCCUGCUGUGUUGGACAAUAGCAGAAGAGGCAUCCUUUUCAAGUCCAGGAGGAGGAUGGAAUGAAAUCAGAAACUUAGUGCAUACCUUUUCUUUGUCAUAAUGUAUUUUCUGUUCAGUAUUCUGUGAGGGGGGGGAGACAAAGGCAGUUCUACAGCAGACUCCCUCACCAUUGUUUAAUUAAAAAAAAAUGUUCUCAUCUGUAAUUGUUGGUGCUGUCUCCCUUAAGGAGAAAUAAUUAUUUGUUUUGUUUUUAAAGCUUUUGAAUGUUUUGUCACCACCAUGUUACGUGCAAAUUAUGUUGCCUAGUUUGGCCUUUUGUAGCAACUGAUUAGCUUGUUGUCUUCAUGUUUCAGUGUGUGCCUUUCAGCUGUGUGGGAAAAAAAUAUAUCUUCCCAAACGGCAAUGAAAGCAGUGAGAAACCUU